AUUUGCCGAUGAAUUGUAGAAGAAAACAAGGAGGAAGAAAAGCACUCGAGAGAAUUAGCAAAUCACCUGUGUAUAGAAGGCGUUAACGGAAAUGACACAGAAAUAUUUACAAUGGAAGGGCCCAAAGCUGAAACGGUCAUAAAACUCAAAGAAAAGGGCAAUGCCUGUGUGCGAGAAGGAAAAUAUGAGGAGGCAAUUUUCCACUAUUCACAUGCCCUUAAGUUAGAUCCAAUGAAUUAUUCAAUUUACAGUAACCGAUCACUUGCUUUUCUGAGAAUGGAACAGCAUUAUUUUUCCAUGACAGAUGCAUUACAGACCAUAAAAAUUGCUCCAGAAUGGGCCAAGGGCUACUUUCGUAAAGGUGAGGUGGAAUUUGCAACAUUCCACUUUUCAGAUGCUCUUUCCUCAUAUGGAAAGGCACUAGCAAGGCAGCGAGAUGAUCCUAACAUUCGCCAUGCCCUUACUAAAACAACUCAAGGCUGGUUGAGGGAUCGUAGAGCUGAUGAGCAAAUCCCCUGGCUUGGAGCUGGAGUUGGUAUUAUAAUUGGGGUUGUCAUUGUCAUAUCUGACCAAACAAUUGCUCCUAAACCAACAUUAACACAUCCAAUUGUUAUGGCACUUUUGACCAUAUCUAUAGCACUUGUUGGUUUUGCCAUUGCCAAAGGUAUCAGGUACUAUAUCAAAUGUCAAAGAAAAUCCUUACUUGAGCCUCCCAUUGAUUUAUUACCAGAAGAGACUAAACCAGGGCAGGCUGAAGCUGAUGAAGAAGAAGGAGGUGGUGCACCAAAGGACAGAACACCACGAUAUACAAAGGCUCAAGCAAGGCAAAGAUUUAAAAAAGGUAAAAGUUAAACCAGAAAACCUCACUGAAGUUGUUACCUCUAUUCAAAGAAUUUGUAAAUGCCCUGGAUUUUAUUUUGUGUAAUAAAGCAGAGUGCUUAGCUGCAGCACCCAGUAUAAGUAGAAAAUGUGUGGCAGAACCUUGAAAGAACUCUACCAUUCUCUUAAAUGAAAACUUCAAAUUGCACCAUUCAUGUGUAGCAAUUAUGAGUAAAACAAGUUGAUUUCAGAUGGGUUUUGCUUUGCUGCACUGAUUUGUUUUACCCUCUUUAGAUUUUACAGAAUAUUAUUGUCUCCUCAAACUUCAUACCUCUUAACAUCUAUUUCCUUGAUAGGUAUAUUGGUGAUAGCUUUUAUUUUCAAGGUGUUGGAUAGCUCUACAUGUUCCAUGGCUGGCUAUAGUGACUUUGAAAAAACACAAUGUUUCAAUUACCUAAUCAAAUAGUUUUCUGGUGUUUGUGUACUUAGCGCCAAAUUUUUUCUGGUUUCUAAACUCUGUGGGGAUAGAAAAACUGACGCCUUACACAUAUGUGAUUUAGUAAGUGUGUGUUGUUAUUUUAAAUAACAUUAUUUUGAGGUUUAGAAAUAUACAUGAACGUUCAACUCUUGCACCAUGAAUGUUGCUACUGCUCACAAUGUAUUGAAAAAGGUGAAAAUAUCUGUGAUCGAAAGAAACUGCAUUAUUGUCUGCUACUGCAGUACUUGUGUAGCUGUGUAGUAGAAUUCAAAUCAUUUGUAGCACAUUUUGCUUUCCUCAUCAUCUCCUAAUUUUCUACUCCUUUUUUAAUACCUCCUUCCUAGUAGGUUUCUUUCAAAAUGUUAUAUUUGUUUGAAGGCCUAUCUUGGGCUAUUGAUAGAUCAUAAUUUGAUUAAUUAAUAGUUCAAAUGAAGCGUAACUUUUGUAGGUUUUGAAAGUUUAAGGGUACCAAUGAGGGUAUAUGAUGUAAUUUUAUGCAAUAAGUAAGCAAUAAUUUUGUUACAUGAUGUUCAUACAACUGACAUAAUUUUCUAUGGUUAAUGAGGUUUUAUUUCCUCAGCUUCAAAAAUGAUUACUAAGCAUUUCUUCUAAAAGCCGUCCAAUGCCGGAUACAAAUAUUUUUUUGUUUGUUUUGUUUUGUUUUUUUUUCCUUUUCUUUUUAUUUUUUGGAGGAGGGCAGAUGAAGCAGAAAGUUUAUAUGCCAAUUAGAUUCUCUUUGAGGACUUAUACCACCAUUAAUGGUGUUCAAAAUAUUUUUGUGAUUUUGUCAGGUGUGCAAAAAGGGAUCAAGUAUCCUCCUGUUGUUAUUAUUAAGGUAAUACACUUUUUGAGAUGGUGUUUCUAAAUAAUUAGACUGGGCAAGGGGCUUAGGACCCCUGUAAUGUUCAUUAGCCCUGUGACUAUCCACAAUGUAUGGGGUAGUCAGUACAACUUUUCAGCAAAUGUCAAAAUGUAAUAUAAUAUGAUUAAGUAUCUUGCCUCCAAGAUAUCUGCUCUAUUAACUUCUGUACCAUUUUAGUGGUAGUGUUUUUUAAUCAGCCUCUAAGACAAGAUCAUGUUGAAAUUUGCAAAUUUGCAAUUUCCAUCUAACAAAGCAUGAAGAAAUAACACCAUAGUCUACAAGCUUUGUUUCUUAAUUUCUGAAUUGUUCAUAUAGUACCCUUUCCCUUUGAAUCCCUAUAUUUUCUUAGUGCAACUGUUCAAAGAUGUACUUUAAUUUUUGUAAUUUCUAGUCAUUGUUGUCUUUAAUACACUCAUAUUUUUAUUUUUGUGUAGCACCGGUUUCUGUCAAUCACUGCUAUUGCCCAUUGCAUGUUGAUAUGUUUUUGAACUUUGCUGCGCAUUUUGUACUUCUUAUGCUGUAUUUCAUAGUGUAAAAUCUAAAAUUGUCAUUUAUGUGGCAUAUCUUCUUCCACCACUUUCUCCAUUUCAGUGUAGUAGAUAAAAAGGAUUUUUAUUUUAUUUUUUUCACUUUUCUUUUUUGAAAAAUUUCUUAUGUUUUGUAUUCAUAGUGGGUUUGUUUAAGUUCAGUAGUCAGCGGACCUAAGCAUGACAUUUCUUUCAUAAAAUUAAUCCAUAUGAGUCAAAUUUGGCUUUCUCAAGGAAACUCACAGCUUGUAUUUGUUUAAGUAUGGUUUGUGGUGGGCUUCCACUCAAAUCUUACAAUAUUCACCUAUGUUGUCUAGACUUUAAGUUUACGUAUGAUUGAUUGUUAAACUAUUUUUGGUUUUUCGUUUAGAUUCUGAACAUAUGAGAACUUAACCCUCAUCAAUGUAGAACAGAGAUUGUUUUCAUGCAAUAAUUGCGGGACAUAUAAUGGAUGUACUGUGUAGGGAUCAAAUAAUUCUUAUAAUUUAUGUUUGUCUCUUAUUUUUAUUGAAUUGAAAAUAAAGACUGUUUUCCCAA
This is a messenger RNA of Frankliniella occidentalis (western flower thrips), 3223 nucleotides long. RefSeq lists its product as uncharacterized. The record is from RefSeq and is a predicted model, not a curated record. The transcript is spliced from 6 exons. Bases 112 to 852 code for a protein of 246 amino acids. Gene Ontology annotation, molecular function: Hsp90 protein binding. NCBI's taxonomy places the organism in Eukaryota, Metazoa, Arthropoda, Insecta, Thysanoptera, Thripidae.